AAUCACAAUGCAUUUAUUGACGCUAAUUGUAUAUAUGUGGUGAAACAUAUUGCAUUUUGCAUUUGUAAUUUUAAUCAAGUGAAGUAAUUUAGAAGAUUUGUAAAUAAACUAAUUAUUACAUAUACAAGUUCAAGUUAAAACUCAAUUUGUAAGUUUAAAAUAUACCAUGUAAUGAAGUUGAGUGUAUUUAGUUAUUUUCGAUAUUCCUCGUGCUAGCGUUUGGUAUACAAUAGUCAAGUACCUACUUUGUUUAAAACUGACAAGAAAGAUUUAAUUAGCUUUCAAUAAUAGCAGUGCAAUAAACUUUAUUAUCGGUCAAAUUGGCUGGCCAGUCUCAUUUGAGACUCACGGAAUAUAAGAUUUUAAAAUAAUGCGAGAAUUUAAAGUGGUUGUGUUGGGUUCGGGCGGUGUCGGCAAGUCUGCCCUUACUGUCCAAUUCGUUUCCGGGUGCUUUAUUGAAAAGUACGAUCCCACCAUUGAAGACUUCUACCGAAAAGAAAUCGAGGUAGACAAUUCACCGUGCGUAUUGGAAAUAUUAGAUACCGCUGGUACAGAACAGUUUGCAUCAAUGAGGGAUUUAUAUAUAAAAAAUGGACAUGGAUUUAUUGUAAUGUAUUCGUUGACAAACCAUCAAACUUUUCAGGAUAUAUCAAGCAUGAAAAAUGUCAUAACAAGAGUUAAGGGAAGUCAACCGGCCCCAAUUUUACUAGUCGCAAAUAAAAUUGAUUUAGAUUGUCAAAGAGAAGUUUCUACUGAGGAAGGUACGGAGUUAAGAUAUAAUUAUAUACUGAUUUAUUUAUGUACUAUAACAUAUUUAUUAUUAGGAAACGCUCUCGCUCGACAAUGGGACUGUCCGUUUAUUGAAGCAUCAGCAAAAGAUAGAAUAAACGUAAAUGAAGUGUUUGCAACUAUAGUACGUGAAAUGAAUAUGACACAGGAAAAACGCCAGAAAAAAAGUUACUGUUGUUGUACACUUUUAUAGAAAUAUUAAAAAACGUAUUAAUAUAAAAUUAGCUCAAAAGUGUACGAGUAAUUGUAUUAUUUUACUUUAAUAUAUUUUGCUCUUAACUUACACUGAUUUUCCAAGGCCAUGCAAAAUAUACGUAUAUGAAGGUUAUUUGUAUAACAUUAACGAAAGACUGGAAAUUCUUUAAAAUAAUAUAAACACUUAAAUAUCAACAUUGACUACCAGAGUCAUGAUUAGAAGAGUUUAAAAAGUGUAUGCGAGAAGUAGAAAUCUAAAUUUGAUAAGUGAAAAAUAAAAUUUGAAAAUUAAGGGAAAUAAUUCAA
Messenger RNA from Bactrocera latifrons, 1290 nucleotides. RefSeq names its product ras-related protein Rap-2c (gene Rap2l). The record is from RefSeq and is a predicted model, not a curated record. Gene Ontology annotation, cellular component: plasma membrane. The transcript has 3 exons. Gene Ontology annotation, molecular function: GTP binding; GDP binding; GTPase activity. Bases 371 to 982 code for a protein of 203 amino acids. Lineage: Eukaryota; Metazoa; Arthropoda; Insecta; Diptera; Tephritidae. Gene Ontology annotation, biological process: Rap protein signal transduction; negative regulation of cell migration.